Molecule: messenger RNA, 1479 nt
Organism: Hevea brasiliensis (rubber tree)
Lineage: Eukaryota; Viridiplantae; Streptophyta; Magnoliopsida; Malpighiales; Euphorbiaceae
Product: serpin-ZX
Exons: 2
Coding region: 93-1268 (391 amino acids)
Molecular function (GO): serine-type endopeptidase inhibitor activity
Source: RefSeq, a predicted model, not a curated record
AUUGUCGGUUCUUCCACUUUAUUCAAAUAUUAAAAGCAGCCGUAGCAUUUCUAGGCACAUAGUUACUGCUUCCUCUCCGCAAUACCACAAACAUGGACCUCCGUGAAUCGAUCGGGAAUCAAAACGCCGUCACUUUGGGCCUUUCCAAGCAUGUGCUCUUAACCGAAGCCAAAACCUCUAAUUCAGUGUUGUCGCCGCUGUCUAUCCAGGUGGUGCUUGGCCUCAUUGCUGCUGGAUCUAAGGGUCCUACCCUCCAUCAAUUGCUUUCUUUCCUCAACUCCAAGUCCAAUGACCACCUCAGCUCUUUCUUCUCCGAACUCGUUUCUGUGGUUUUUGUGGACGGAAGUGCCAGCGGUGGUCCACGCUUGUCAUUCGCCAACGGCGUUUGGGUGGACAGGUCACUCUUACUUAAGCCCUCUUUCAAACAGGUUGUGGAAAAUGUCUAUAAGGCUGCUUCUAAUCAAGUUGAUUUCCAAAACAAGGCUGUUGAAGUGACUAAUGAAGUAAAUGCAUGGGCGGAGAAGGAGACUAGUGGCCUUAUCAAAGAGGUUCUUCCUUUUGGAUCAGUUGACAAUACAACCAGGCUUAUAUUUGCAAAUGCACUUUACUUCAAAGGAGCUUGGAAUGAAAAAUUUAAUGCAUCAACUACAAAAGACUAUGAUUUUUACCUUUUGAAUGGUAGCUCGGUUCAUGUGUCCUUUAUGACUAGCAAGAAGAAGCAAUUUAUCUGUGCCUUUGAUGGUUUCAAAGUCCUAGGGCUUCCUUACAAACAAGGUGAAGCUAAACGCCAAUUCUCCAUGUACUUCUUCCUUCCAGAUGCGAAAAAUGGGCUGCCUGCUUUGGUGGAGAAAGUGGGUUCUGAUUCUGGGUUUUUAGAUCACCACCUUCCACAGCAAAAAGUGGAAGUGGGUGACUUCAGGAUUCCUAGGUUUAAGGUUUCCUUUGGAUUUGAAGCUUCCAAAACUCUAAAAGGAUUAGGACUGGUGUUGCCAUUCUCCGACAAAGGAGACUUGACAGAGAUGGUGGACUCCUCCAUUAGUCAGAACCUGUAUGUUUCAAGCAUAUUCCAUAAAUCCUUCAUCGAAGUAAAUGAAGAAGGCACAGAAGCUGCAGCGGCUUCUGCUGGUGUUGUAAACUUGGAAAGUCUUACGCUUGCUGAUAAACUGGACUUUGUAGCUGACCAUCCAUUCUUGUUCCUGAUCAGAGAAGACAUUAGUGGAAUGGUGCUGUUCAUUGGCCAGGUGCUUGAUCCCUCACAGGCCAAAUAAGCCUCAUGUACUGGAGAACACAUGUGAAGUAGAUAAAACAUAAACAUAAAGGUGUCUUGUUAACUCAUGUCUGGUUGAUGUAUUGUAUUUUGCUGUUCCGAUGGUAACUUGGGAAUUGUUUACGGCGAGGCGUUAAUAUUUGUGUAAUUACCCUUGCUAGAGUGAAAUUCCCACCUUGUUCUGAAGUAAAGUACUAUUUUAUUUUUUAUUA